Messenger RNA from Fomitopsis serialis, 1824 nucleotides. Its product is annotated as amine oxidase. Bases 1 to 1419 code for a protein of 472 amino acids. The transcript has 8 exons. NCBI's taxonomy places the organism in Eukaryota, Fungi, Basidiomycota, Agaricomycetes, Polyporales, Fomitopsidaceae. The record is from RefSeq and is a predicted model, not a curated record. Gene Ontology annotation, molecular function: oxidoreductase activity.
AUGCUGCGCGCUACGCUCGCGUUACCUCUCCUUCUACUCGGAUUGGUCACAUCUGCCGUCCACCUGCCGUUACCGUCCGGAGCACGGAAAGACGCUACGGUGCUCAUUCUUGGGGGAGGCGUCGCCGGGGUGACCGCGGCACGGACCCUCCAUGAACAGGGCAUCGACGACUUCAUCAUAAUAGAAGCGAGAGACGAGCUCGGCGGUCGCCUCAUGAGCCAUUCAUUUGGUGCACCUAGCAGGAAGUUCGCUGUCGAGCUCGGUGCGAAUUGGGUGCAGGGUACGCAGACCGGCAAUGGGGCUGAAAAUCCCAUAUGGGCUCUGGCGAAGAAGCACAACGUCACGACCCGCUCGAGCGAGUACUUCGGUAGUAUUUCGACAUAUGACGACUCGGGAGCGUCCGACUUCCGCGAUAUCUUCGACGCUUCGAUUGAAGAUUUCCAUAAACUAGUUGCCUCAGCGGUAUGUGCCGUCAUAGGUGGUCGAGUUCCAAAGAGACUUGUCGAUAUGUCAGCACGCGGCGGUUACUCACUCACGGGCUCACACCCGGAAUCCAAACAUCAAAUGGCGUCCGAAUACUACCAAUUCGACUGGGAGUUCGGUACCACUCCAGAAGAGACCUCAUGGCUAGCUUCUUCAUGGGCACAUAACUACACGUUCGACCCGGCGUCUGGUGGGUUCUCGUAUGAGAACCUUCUCUCAGUUGACCAGCGUGGCUUCAAGACGCUGAUUCAGGCGGAGGCGAGGGAAUCAUUGAAUCCAGCCCAAGUUCGACUGAACUCGACAGUCAGCGAGAUCAACUCCUCGAAACACGGUGUGAAGGUUACGCUCACAGAUGGGCAUGUACUCCGCGCGGACUACGCCCUCUGUACCUUCAGCCUUGGUGUCCUACAACACAGCGACGUGAAGUUCGUCCCUCCUUUACCGGCAUGGAAGCGGGAGGCCAUCCAUAGCAUGUCGAUGGGUACGUAUACGAAGAUCUUCCUGCAGUUCCCAGAAAAGUUCUGGUUCGAUACGGAGGGCGACUUCUCCAAGCGCAUCGAGUCACUGCCCGAUUCGUACGUUCAAUCGGAAGUGAUGGACGUCCUGCAAAUGAUGUUUCCCGAGGUGGAUGUGCCCGAGCCUACCGACUUCUACUUCCAACGCUGGCACAGCGACCCGCUGUUCCGCGGAUCGUACUCGAAUUGGCCGGCGGCUUUCCUCAGCGAACAUCAAGGCAACUUGCGCGCGAACGUGGACGAGAGACUUUGGUUCGCGGGCGAGGCAACCAGUCGGAAAUACUUUGGGUACCUGCACGGUGCUUACACGGAAGGUGAAGCCAUAGGGCAAACGUUGGCGGAGUGCAUCCAGGGAGGCGGAUGCUUCGGGCUCGAGCACAUCGACCGCGUGCAGAAUGCGAGGCCGUAUGACAUUAUCUAGGAAGUUUCGCGACUGAGUGAGGCUGAUGAUACCCGAAUAUCCUCAUGCAUGUAUGUUAGUUCUGUAUGCCCCCUCUGUCGUAGUAGUACCGGGCCAUGGUCAUUGGAAGUAUGUAGGUAGUCAUUUACACCAUCAUCGAUUCGUGGGCCACCGUGUGUACUCAGCAAUGUCGGAUCCAGAUGCAACUCAUUUGCGUCAGCCUUCGAUGUGUGGGACAGUUGAGAAAGUGCAUGUAUGGUACUGCACAGCUGCUGACACGGGGGUCUGCAGUCGACGGCGUGUACAUGAACGAUGACCGGUGAGCGCUAGCUCACAUCAUGAGCCUGGCGUUCAACAAGCUUGUUCCCUUCAGAUCUGGAGAUUUCGACUCCUCGGGUGAACACCGACGAGAAUUCUGGCGAAUGA